CAUUCUGGGAAAUCCCUGCUUGGAAGAGAAAAGUUAAAAUCAGAGUUUCUGUGCUUAUAAGUUUAUUCUGUGUAAUUCCCAUAGAGUCAACUCUGCUCGUUUUCAAUGAAAAAUCACCAUUGCUAUGUUCUAACACGAGUUAAUGGUGGACUGCGAGUUUCAAAUUUUAUAGGAUCAGUCUCACUGUAAAAGAUACCAUAAGAGAUUUUUUUCCUCCUUUUGCUUUUUGCUUCCCAAGACUUGCAGAGAAAAAGCUUCCAUGGCACAUUUGGAAGAAGGCACAAUUGGAACAAAUGUUGCUGUAAGUUCUACGGAGCAUGCAGAGCGUGCUCAAUCAUCAAGAAGGAAAAACUUGACAAGUCCUCUUGAAUAUAAAAUAAGGUGCCUAGAAAAACAGAGAAAAGAGCUCCUGGAAGUUAACCAGCAAUGGGAUCAGCAAUUUAGAAAUAUGAAAGAGUUAUAUGAAAGAAAGGUCACAGAACUGAAAACGAAACUAGUCGCCGCAGAAAGAGUCCGGGGCACCCUGGAGAGAGAGCGACUGCAGCGGGAGCGGCCACAGGGUCAGAGGGUGGAUGCCAGGCCUGCAGACCUGACCCGGGAUCCUCGGCUGGAGAAGGAACAGGCGAACCUAAAUGAAGAAAUACAGGAGUUGAAGAAAGAGAACAAGCUUUUGAAGGAAAAAAACGCUCUUGCCAAUAAGAAGAGGGAACAUUACGAAUGUGAAAUAAAACGCCUUAAUAAGGCCCUUCAGGAUGUCUUGAAGCUUGAGAGUUCUUCAUUUCCCGAGGACUGUUCUGGGAAAUCUAAAGUCCAGUGCAGCCAUGCGGAGAUGAUAACGGAAAUGGAAGUCCUCAAACAGCAGGUGCAAAUAUAUGAAGAAGACUUCAAAAAGGAGCGCUCAGAUCGAGAAAGACUUAAUCAGGAGAAAGAAGAGCUACAGCAAAUUAAUCAAACUUCUCAAUCCCAGUUGAACAGGCUGAGUUUUCAGAUAAAAGCUUGUCAAAUGGAGAAAGAAAAACUAGAAAGGCAACUAAAGCAGAUGUACCGCCCAGCCUGUACCUGCGGCUCACUUUUCCACCUCCCGGAUCCAUGGGAACCAGCAGGCACCAGGGCUACACAGGACCCACGAGAGCACCCACCAGACUAUCAGGGGCGUGCUCCUGACCAGCUUCCGCCAGAUGUACAGCACAAGGCAAACGGUUUCUCUUCAGAAAAGAAAGUCCAUCAGUAGAAGUGUACACCCACAGAGGAGCCUGGCAAGCAAGGGGAGUGCCUGGCUGAAGGCUCUGCCUGCUUUGCGUCUUCACCGUGGCUUGUGUCUGCCACAACCACACAUCGCCUACCCCAUGUGAGAGCCUGGUAGUGUUCGCUUGGCAUAGACAGAGGCAUGGACAGAGACUUCUGGCAGCUGAGAUCCUGACUAAGCCUGAGGAGCCAAUUAUACAAGUAAAUACGACCUCCACUUUCCUGAGAUGGGGUUUGGCCGUGUGCAACUGUCUCCAACACGCUGCUGCUGGACUGUUGGAUUUACUGAAAUGGUUCCAUGAUUUAAGCAACCCAGUUUUUGGUGUAGGGGUGUGGCCUGUUGUAUACACUUCUGAAAGAAAACUGCCUGCAGUUCUAUAUGUUGAACUUUGUUUCCUUUUUCCCUAGGAGCUCAGCUCUUCUGCCAGUUUGACUAGAAACUAUGUUCAUCUUUGUUGGCUGAAUGAAGCUACAAUAGGAUUGAAGAAAUAUAUAUAUUGAAAUUAAAUGAGUGAUUCAAUCUUAAUAAAAUAGUAAACUUGAAACUAUGUUUUAGACAGGUUUGUUUAAAAUGAUGAAAAACUGUAGAUCAAUUUCAUUUUCAGAUGAAACAGGCUAUGAAAGAUAAAGUCCUAAUGGAAAGGGGAUCUCUGUGCUGUGUCUUUAUGUAGUUAGAGAAAUAGUGCAGAGAUAUAUAUAUAUAUGUGUGUAUGUAUACACACAAACAUAGAUAGAGGUAUGAAGUCCACUGAAAAAUGUAUACACAUGUCAGGAAAAGAAAAACUUCUGAAAAUACCUUAAUACUAAAAUUAUUGAGACAUCCUGAGAUACUACAACUUAUCUUUAGCCUCUACAAUUACAAGAGAUGUCAAAGUUAUGGCCAUUAGACAUUGCAGACAUUUAUUAGUACAGUAAACUGUUGCCUGGAUAACCUUGGCCACUGACACUGCUGAACGUGCAUUUUCAAUUUUUUUUCUAUGGGCUGGAAGUGUCCUCUAAGGUUCCCCACACAACGGUAGCACCAUCUGCUGAUAAAUACAUUGUACUAUUUUUCUUUUCCUGAAGUGUGUGGUACAUUCUCUAUGUGUGUGUCUCUCUCUCUUUCUCUCUCUGUUUCUCUCUCUCUGUCUCUGUCUGUCUCUCUCUCUCUCUAAAGAAGAGAUUGACUCCUGGUUAAAUUUGUGCUUUUCCUUCCUUUGGAUUUGAACAAUUAUUAGUGAAAAGUGUUAUUCUGAUAGAGUGACAUGACAGUAUCUAAAGAUGCAGCAAAUUUAAAUGUAUCAUCCAUCCAUUUAGCAAGUUUUCUUCUAGCACCAAUUUGAGCUCCUCUCUGGAUAAGUAUGUAAUAGAAGUUUGAGAUCACAAAAUAUCUCUAUUUUUGGAAAUGCUUAGAUAAAACCAGGAGCAUCCACUGCAUAUGCAAUAAAAUAAAACUAUCCAGAAACA
This is a messenger RNA of Cavia porcellus (domestic guinea pig), 2691 nucleotides long. It is a transcript of the gene Tnip3, whose product is annotated as TNFAIP3 interacting protein 3. The transcript is spliced from 11 exons. Gene Ontology annotation, biological process: regulation of transcription by RNA polymerase II; cellular response to lipopolysaccharide. NCBI's taxonomy places the organism in Eukaryota, Metazoa, Chordata, Mammalia, Rodentia, Caviidae. The record is from RefSeq and is a predicted model, not a curated record. The coding region runs from base 260 to 1231 and encodes 323 amino acids.